GCCCUAGUUUGGUCUCCUCCGCCGCCUUGCUUCGCGCCGCCUCUCUCUCUCUCUCUCUCUCUCUCUCUCUGUAACGCAAACGCACGCCAAGAGACCGAGCGAACGUAGAUAAUAGAUAUAGAAGCGCAUAAUCGUCCUCUCCGGAAGCAGGAGGAGCAAUUCCGCUGAAUCUGUGUCAACGUCGUCGUCGACUCAUAAGGCACAGGCCACGAGAAGGGUUUGAGGUGAAAAAGAGAUGGGGAAAGCCAAGAAAGGCCCUAAAUUCGCAACCAUGAAGAAAAUCAUCACCUCCAAAGCCAUCAAAAAUUACAAGCAAGAGGUUCUAAACCCUAACAAGAAGGACCUUUCCAAGGAGAAGCUCCCCAGAAACGUGCCAAAUGUUUCGUCCGCGCUCUUCUUCAAGCACAACACCGCCUUGGGACCGCCUUAUCGGGUUUUGGUGGAUACCAACUUCAUUAAUUUCUCCAUUCAGAAUAAACUGGAUUUGGAGAAGGGAAUGAUGGACUGCUUAUAUGCGAAAUGUACUCCCUGCAUCACGGAUUGCGUGAUGGCAGAGCUCGAGAAGCUGGGCCAGAAAUACCGUGUUGCUUUGAGGAUAGCAAAAGAUUCUCGGUUUGAAAGAUUGCCAUGUACUCACAAAGGGACCUAUGCUGAUGAUUGCCUUGUUGAGAGAGUUACUCAGCACAAAUGCUACAUUGUUGCCACAUGUGAUCGAGAUCUAAAGCGAAGGAUCCGUAAGAUCCCUGGUGUACCAAUCAUGUUCAUUACACAGCACAAGUAUUCAAUUGAGAGAAUGCCUGAAGCAACAAUUGGUGGAGCUCCAAGAUUUUGAGGAUGGCAUCAUGGCGUUGUGGAGAAGACUUGGUUCCACCAAAAACUUAACUUACACUGGAAAUGCAGUAGCGCCGGAUAUUGUUCCCGCUCACCGUUAGACUUCGGUGCCAGUUCAACUGGGUCUGCUCGCGUAACUUUUCAGUGCUGAGAUCAAGACCCUGUGAUGUAGGAUUAGCAUCUGAUUUUCGCUUGUCUAGUUCUCUCAAAUUUUGUAGCUUCCUCUACUUGAGCCUCCUGAUCGAUUGGUAAAUUGAUCUGCUUUUAGUAUAAGCCGUCUCUUUUCUUAAAAUGGUUGGCCAAUAGCCGUUACAUUAAACGAGGUAACAUUGAUCACAGUGUAAUUCAAUCAAUUCGAAUGCGUUCGUAAUUCGUAGUGUUCA
This is a messenger RNA of Rhodamnia argentea, 1214 nucleotides long. Its product is annotated as rRNA-processing protein FCF1 homolog. Gene Ontology annotation, cellular component: small-subunit processome; nucleolus. The transcript has 9 exons. NCBI's taxonomy places the organism in Eukaryota, Viridiplantae, Streptophyta, Magnoliopsida, Myrtales, Myrtaceae. Bases 236 to 832 code for a protein of 198 amino acids. The record is from RefSeq and is a predicted model, not a curated record.